AUUGUUUGUUGUUAUGGGAAACGCAGAAAAGUUUUCACACCACUGACGUUUAUUUCAUUCGUGGUUGAGUUUCGUUCUAGGUUGGAUUAAUUGGUAAGUUCUUAAUGAAGUUUGAUAUUAAAAUUAGCGUAGAUUUAAUAUACGUACAUUUCGAUCGCCAGGCUCAAAAUGGAUGGUUUACAAGGAUCCAGUACGAACGUUAACCGGAAACGGAGGAGCAAUUUCCUGACGCUGGUGGAGAAGGUUCGCAUAAUUGAAGAUUUUGAAGCAGGAGGUGGUACGCAUGACUUUCUUGGGAAGAAGUACGGCGUAGGAUCUUCUACGGUCACGAGAAUAAUCCAAAAGAAAGAACAAUUCGUGAGGCGGUGGACAAGUUCAAGGAAUAUGGUGAAAAUAAUCGAAAAACAUUGAAAGAGCAGACGUUCCCUUUGCUGGAAGAAGCUCUUUACAUCUGGAUUUUACAGCAGCGGCAGUCCAACAUUUUGUUGACAGUGGAUAUUCUUAAAGCAAAGGCGGAGCUGCUGUUUAAGAUGUUCCAGGACCGGGGGCUCUAUGCGGUGCACGGUUUUUCUGCUUCGGAUGGCUGGAUGCAUCGUUUUAAGCAGCGGUUUGGAUUGCGCGUGAAAGCCGUAACAGGAGAAAAGGCAUCGGUAAACGUUGAAGCGUACCUAAAUUUCAAGAAGGUUCUACAGAAGAAGAUUCAGGAAAUGCAGCUAUCACUAUCCCAAGUCUUUAAUGCAGAUGAAUCUGCCUUGUUCAUCAAGCUCCUAGCCACACGCUCUGUCGUUACCUGUGAUGAGACCGUGGCAAGCGGACGGAAGCAAAACAAGACAAGGUAUACGUUUCUGCCUUGCUCCAACAUAGAUGGUUCCCUAAAGCUUCCGUUGUAUUUCAUUUGCACUGCUGCAAAACCACGAGGAAUCAACAUCGAAGAACUUCCCGUUUCAUAUAAUCAUUCCAAAAAGGCUUGGAUGACCAGACUGUUGUUCCGUCAAUGGUUCCACGAAGAGUUUGUCCCCGCUGUUCGAAAAUUUUCGGCCGAGAGAGGAUUGGAGCCAAAGGCAUUGCUGGUUCUUGAUAAUUGCACCAGUCAUUAUGACGUUGACGAAUCUCUACAGAGUGACGAUGGACUGAUUCAAGUGAUCUACUUCCCACCAAAUGUAACUGCUGAAUGCCAGCCGAUGGACCAAGCGGUCAUCAAUGCAAUCAAGCGAAAGUAUAAAAGAAAACUGAUGCUCGCAUUAAUUCUGGAAAACGAACACUUAAGUUUCGAAGAACGAUUGAAGAAGAUUAAUCUUCAACAGUGUAUUUCGUGGUUGGCAACCUCUUGGGAGGAGAUAUCUGACAAAACUAUACGUAAUUCGUGGAAGAAAUUGAUCGAUGGUUUGCCGGAGGAUGCUGUUAAUGUAGACUCGAAAGCGGCCGAUGAUGACUUCAAAGCGCUUGUGUCCAGGAUUGACAGUUUGGCAGGAACAAAAACAUCUGAGCAAGAUAUUGAUCUGUGGAUCAAAGAUCAGGUGUAUGAUGCUGAUCAUAAUCCAGAUUGGGUAACCAGUGAAGCGUUCUCUGAUGACGAGAUUUUGUCAUCAGUUCUCAAGAAUGAUCAACCUGAAAUGCAAGAAGAAUGGUUGGUAGACACAGAAGAUGGAAGUAAUUCGUUUGAUACUUCCAUUACUAGUACCGGAGAUCCUGAUUUUGGCGAUGCAAUCGAGUCAAUUGAUUGCCUAGUUCGCUAUAUGAAGCAUGAUGUUGCAGAAGUAUGCCUACGGCGUAGGAUCUUCUACGGUCACGAGAAUAAUCCAAAAGAAAGAACAAUUCGUGAGGCGGUGGACAAGUUCAAGGAAUAUGGUGAAAAUAAUCGAAAAACAUUGAAAGAGCAGACGUUCCCUUUGCUGGAAGAAGCUCUUUACAUCUGGAUUUUACAGCAGCGGCAGUCCAACAUUUUGUUGACAGUGGAUAUUCUUAAAGCAAAGGCGGAGCUGCUGUUUAAGAUGUUCCAGGACCGGGGGCUCUAUGCGGUGCACGGUUUUUCUGCUUCGGAUGGCUGGAUGCAUCGUUUUAAGCAGCGGUUUGGAUUGCGCGUGAAAGCCGUAACAGGAGAAAAGGCAUCGGUAAACGUUGAAGCGUACCUAAAUUUCAAGAAGGUUCUACAGAAGAAGAUUCAGGAAAUGCAGCUAUCACUAUCCCAAGUCUUUAAUGCAGAUGAAUCUGCCUUGUUCAUCAAGCUCCUAGCCACACGCUCUGUCGUUACCUGUGAUGAGACCGUGGCAAGCGGACGGAAGCAAAACAAGACAAGGUAUACGUUUCUGCCUUGCUCCAACAUAGAUGGUUCCCUAAAGCUUCCGUUGUAUUUCAUUUGCACUGCUGCAAAACCACGAGGAAUCAACAUCGAAGAACUUCCCGUUUCAUAUAAUCAUUCCAAAAAGGCUUGGAUGACCAGACUGUUGUUCCGUCAAUGGUUCCACGAAGAGUUUGUCCCCGCUGUUCGAAAAUUUUCGGCCGAGAGAGGAUUGGAGCCAAAGGCAUUGCUGGUUCUUGAUAAUUGCACCAGUCAUUAUGACGUUGACGAAUCUCUACAGAGUGACGAUGGACUGAUUCAAGUGAUCUACUUCCCACCAAAUGUAACUGCUGAAUGCCAGCCGAUGGACCAAGCGGUCAUCAAUGCAAUCAAGCGAAAGUAUAAAAGAAAACUGAUGCUCGCAUUAAUUCUGGAAAACGAACACUUAAGUUUCGAAGAACGAUUGAAGAAGAUUAAUCUUCAACAGUGUAUUUCGUGGUUGGCAACCUCUUGGGAGGAGAUAUCUGACAAAACUAUACGUAAUUCGUGGAAGAAAUUGAUCGAUGGUUUGCCGGAGGAUGCUGUUAAUGUAGACUCGAAAGCGGCCGAUGAUGACUUCAAAGCGCUUGUGUCCAGGAUUGACAGUUUGGCAGGAACAAAAACAUCUGAGCAAGAUAUUGAUCUGUGGAUCAAAGAUCAGGUGUAUGAUGCUGAUCAUAAUCCAGAUUGGGUAACCAGUGAAGCGUUCUCUGAUGACGAGAUUUUGUCAUCAGUUCUCAAGAAUGAUCAACCUGAAAUGCAAGAAGAAUGGUUGGUAGACACAGAAGAUGGAAGUAAUUCGUUUGAUACUUCCAUUACUAGUACCGGAGAUCCUGAUUUUGGCGAUGCAAUCGAGUCAAUUGAUUGCCUAGUUCGCUAUAUGAAGCAUGAUGUUGCAGAAGUAUGCCGUUUGAACGCGCUACGUUCGAAAAUCACUGAAGUUGAAUGGCUAAAACGAGCAUGUUGAAGAACUCUACCAUUUUGUUGAAAAUGAAUUUACGUGGUUUGUUUAAUUUUGUUUGAAACGUUUAAAAUAAAUAUUGUUUUUGUUGAAUAA
Messenger RNA from Toxorhynchites rutilus septentrionalis, 3374 nucleotides. RefSeq lists its product as uncharacterized. The coding region runs from base 531 to 3284 and encodes 917 amino acids. Gene Ontology annotation, cellular component: nucleus. The transcript has 4 exons. The record is from RefSeq and is a predicted model, not a curated record. NCBI's taxonomy places the organism in Eukaryota, Metazoa, Arthropoda, Insecta, Diptera, Culicidae. Gene Ontology annotation, molecular function: DNA binding.